Monosiga brevicollis MX1 is the source of this 4347-nucleotide messenger RNA. RefSeq lists its product as uncharacterized. The transcript is spliced from 5 exons. Gene Ontology annotation, biological process: peptidyl-serine phosphorylation; protein autophosphorylation; intracellular signal transduction. Bases 1 to 4347 code for a protein of 1448 amino acids. Gene Ontology annotation, cellular component: nucleus; cytoplasm. NCBI's taxonomy places the organism in Eukaryota, Choanoflagellata, Craspedida, Salpingoecidae. Gene Ontology annotation, molecular function: calmodulin binding; ATP binding; calcium-dependent protein serine/threonine kinase activity. The record is from RefSeq and is a predicted model, not a curated record.
AUGGGGGUCAACGUGGCGGUUGGACGAUGGGCUGUGUGGGGGCUGUUGUUGAGUUGUGUUGUGGUGGCAGCGGUGGUGGAUUCUGGGGAGGUCAAGCCGCAUAGCCGGAAGGGUCGCGUGGUGUACAUGUAUCACUUGCACAAGUGCGGUGGAACCUCUUUUUGCAACGAUGCCAAGGCGCAGGAGACGCUCACGUCGCGCAACUCCAACUGCAACUGGCUCGGGGACGGCGUGGUGCGGCGGCGCGGACCGGGUGGUCUCUUCAACAUGGAUCUGUCGUGUGAGCGGCGGAUGAUGCUUAUGGGCAAGGAGGUGACCUAUUUCCAGACGGAAAGCAUUCUCAAUCACAAGCUUUUGGAUUGCCCAGAGCAGAUCUUGCCCAGCGUACAGUUUCGCAAACCCAUGAGCCGCCUGAUAUCCCACGUUCGCUUUGAUUCCGGCUUUCGGCGCGAUGGACUGGCCAAGUUCCGGCUCGAAACCUUUAGCACGGACAUUACUGAUGAUGUGCGGUACGGUACAGCGGUGAUGAACAACUUUUACAUUCGCAGCUUGCUCGGGGAGGAUGUGUUCCGUAUGCCCCUGGACGCCAUUACGCGGGACCACCUCGAAGAGGCCAAGAAGAUCUUGCACAAGAUGGUGGUGUUUAUUCUCGAGAACAAGGAGACUCGCAACAAGCUGCGCUCGUGCUACUUUGACUGGCCAGCUCCCGAGCCCGCCAAGUCGGGCACACACGUGAACAAGCUGGGUGGCUCCGUCGAUACGUGGAUCGAGCGAAAUGUGGAUGCCGAGUGGUUUGCCGAGAUGCGUCGCUUGAAUGCCCUUGACAUGGAACUCUACGCCUAUGCCGUCGAUCUCUCGGCACGGAAAAACAUCGCUUGUUCAUUGAACAUCAUGGCGGUUCAGGACUUGGGAACGGCGCGCCGUGCCGUGUUUUAUCGCAACGGUGAAUCUCACAGCCGCGGACGUCAAAUUGUCAUUUCCGAACGCAAAUACCCCCAUCUCGGCGCCCUCAAGACGGCCCUCACCAACCUUUUACAAUGCCCAAACUCGGUCGAACGCAUCUUUGAUCUUGAUCGCAACGCCUUUAUCCAGGACCUCAAUGACAUUCAACGCAGUGGCCAUUACGUCUGCGCGGGCAAAGAGCGCGUCGAUCGCACAAUUGACUACACUCGCGUGGCCACUCCCAAAUGGCAUCGCUCACAACGUGUUGACGCGCUGCGCCGGCGUCCUCGCCGUCGGCCCACAUCCGACCCCGUGCUACAGGGCAUGCGCCAAGCACGCGGCGCGCUCCGCCUCCAGCCCUUGCGUCAAGCCCCGCAGGCCAAUAUUGUCUUGGUGCACCGCCACAAUGCCACGCCCACCGAUAAGCCGCGGCGUUACGUCAUCUCGUUCAAGACGGCCAGCAGCAUUCAACAAGUUUGUGACUCACUCACCCGCCAACUGGCCAUCGUCGGUGGGGUGCGGGCUCUCUUCACCCUGCAAGGCCACAAGCUUCGUGACCCAGACGAGUUGUACGAACAGACCCAUAUUGUCGCCGUUGGUCCAGAGAAGAUUAAUCGCGCCUGGCUGGAAGAAUACGCCACACACCACGUCUUACCCCAUGCUCCGCCAGCUGCCGCGCCAGAUACCGGCGCAGCUGCAACCGCCGAAGCUGCGCCAAGGGCCUCAGAUCCUGGGGCUGUGACAGAAGCCAACCGAUAUCCGGUGUCUCCUGGUUCCAAAAACCUCAAUGGCACACCGCCUGUGCCCCCCCUUGGUACAAAGACUUCCGCCCAGGCUGACUCGGGCGUCGAUCUCGUUUCCGCUCGAUCCGCUCCGCCUGAUCUUCAUCAAUCGCAGGACCACCAACGCCUACCACAUCCCCCUCAACAAAAACGGCAGCGACCGCCCAAGCCGGGUCAAGAACAAGAUGCAGCUAUAACUGCACGGCACACGCCGUUUCAAGCCCAGCCGCAAGAGAGUCAAGACGAACAAAGGAACCUCGAAAAGCCCGAGCAGCCCGAGCAGCCGAAAAUGCAGGACCCUUCAUCCGCUGCAAGCCCCACCCUACCGCAGCCGAGCCAUGAUGAUACACCCUUGCCGACCGUCGCCAAGGCGGCGGCACAAGCGGACGACACUCUCUCCGAGUCCAGUCCUGACCCAACAGACAAGGCCAUGCCCCCAGCCGAGGAGAGUGACGUUGAACUGCCCUCGACUUCAGAGUUUGUGCAAGAUGGAUCUGUUGAGGCACCCGAUGCCACCGGACAUGCCACGCGGGCCAACCAACAGGUGGAUUACUUGGUGUCGCAAGCUGACGAGCUCGACCGAAAGGCUGAUCUGGAGCGUCAGCGGCAACGACAAAAGGCCAAGGCCAAAUUGGCCCAACGCUCCCAGCAACAGCACCAUCUUCUUGAACAUGCCGAAGCCAUGGAACAAAAUCUACAAGAGCAGCACGAUGCCGAGCGCAAGCGACAGCAGGCCGCAUUUGAAGAGAAGCUGAAGCACCGUCAACCAGACGAGGACGACGAAGCAACAGACCACGUGGGGGAGGAUGCAGAGCAGGCGCUGACGGCCGAUCCAAAUGUUGGCACCACGCCCGAGGCUCUGCACGUCCCUUCCUCACGGCCAUCCAAAGCAGACUCGCCCAUGCCUACAAGCCAUGUGUCCUCCAAGCAAUCAGCUGCCCCCGCCAUGGACAUACCCAACACCGUCGCAGAAGAGGACGCUUCAUCGGGAGAGGAUCUUGAACAGGCGACGCGCCAGUCGCCACUGGCCGAUCAAAUGUCAGCAUCGCCACCUCCAUCCAAUUCGCCCGACUUGACCAAUAUUUCAAAUCAAACUGGUGACUUGGCAACCAGCGUUCCGCCCCCUUCUCCUCCGCUUCCUGCUGCUGCUGCUGCUGCUGCUGCUGCUGCUGCUGCUGCUGCUGCUGCUGCUGCCAAUGCGACCCAGGACGCACCAAAAGCCACUCUUGAUUCUUCAGUCAAAUCUUCGGGCAUCAAGGCAGGCGCCAGUCGAUUAAAAGCCCCCAACAAAGUAGGAGGGGUGCGCAAGGCUGGUGUGCCUCGGGCCAAACCCAGCAACGUCCAUCACCACAACUCGAGCAAAGCAGCGCCGACCCCUGCCAAGUCACCGCGGCAGUCCAACAGCUCCGCGCCUUCAGCGUCGCCGGCUGCGUCCUCAUCCAACGCUUCUCCCAAAUCUACCAAAGCAAGCAAGAACACGGACAGCCCAAGCGUACCGGACAUGACGCCUGAAACUGCUGCUGAACUGGAGCGCCCCGUCACGCGCGCCGAAGAUCGGGAGCAGCCAGGCUUGGAAGCCACCAUUGGACGCACACAACAACUCAAGCGCAGCGAGACAGAGAUUGAGUCGGCGCUUGUCGGCGAUGGUGUGGGUCUUGUGCCGCCCGAGGCUGUGGCAGCCCUGGGCCCGCGACCAGACAGUAAGCUCUCUUUUUAUGGUAUCGUCAAGGAACUCUUUGUACGAGAACACAUUGAGCUGAUGGAAAAGCUCGGCGACGGAAACUUUGCCGACGUGCUGCGUUGUCGCCACCGCGCCACCGGACAAAUGUACGCCGUAAAGGUUAUUGACAAGCGGAACGUGCCCGGCAAACGCGAGGAACGCAUGAUCAUGCACGAAAUCAAGACGAUGCGCACCAUGAAGCACCCUGGCUGCGUUCGUCUUUUCGACGUAUUUGAGACCAAAGGCAAAAUCUUUCUGGUUAUGGAGCUGAUGAAGGAUGGUGACUUGUUUGAUCACAUCGUACGCCACAGCAAGUUUAACGAAGCCGAUGCCAAACCCAUGGUUAUUGACAUGUUGCAAGCCCUCAAGUAUAUGCACGACCACAACAUUAUUCACCGCGAUCUGUAUGUUCUGGUGUCGAUUGGCUGUCAUCCUUCCGCUCCAGACCCGAAUGCCGACUCAUUUCGAAUGUUUUGCAGGAAACCGGAAAACGUGUUAUUGACGCGCGACAAAGGGGGCCCAUUGCGUCUCAAGCUCGCAGAUUUUGGUUUAUCCAUGGUGGUGCGCGAACAGCUCUUUGCCGUGUGUGGCACGCCGACCUAUGUGGCACCUGAGAUCAUCGAUGAAAACGGCGGUGGUUACAAUCUCGAGGUCGAUCUUUGGGCCAUUGGUGUCAUCAGCUACAUCUUGCUUUGUGGCUUUCCGCCUUUUGCUAGCUCUAAAAAGGAUCAGAAGGAACUCUUUGACCGCAUUCGAGCGGGCAGCUUCUCCUUCCCUCUGCCCUACUGGAACAAGAUCUCCACUACGGCCCGCGACUUUAUCAGCAAGCUCUUGGUGGUUGAUCCAGCUAAGCGGCUCACGGCAAAGCAGGCCCUUCGCCAUCCUUGGCUCGCUCGCUCUUGA